GGGGGGAGGAGUUGCAGAGAGGGGAGAGGUAGAUAGAUAGAGAGAGCGUGUGUUUAUGUCUCAGUGUGUGACAAAUAAGAGGGAAAAGGUAGCGGUGGGGCACACAACAAAGAGCCCGGCUGACUGACACAUAGUGUGCAGAGAUCCGGCGAAGCAGUCCACUCCCAGGGAUGACAGUACGGCAGCGGAUCUACUUUCAAUUCACUUUGUCUUUGCACUGAAAGUUUUGCGCGUCGCCGAGGAGAGGACACCUGCUUUCAAGUUUCCACCGAAUCAAAGUGUUUGCCUGCAAAAUGCAGAGACCAGGCGGCCAAGGGACGGCGUUUUCUAUCGAUUCCCUGAUAGGGACUCCUCAGCCCAGACCGGGACACCUGCUCUACACGGGCUAUCCUAUGUUCAUGCCGUACAGACCUUUGGUUAUUCCACAAGCUUUAUCCCACUCGCCUUUAUCGUCUGGUAUACCUCCACUCGCGCCUUUGGCUUCUUUUGCGGGACGGCUCACCAACACGUUCUGUGCCAGUUUGGGACAGGGGGUGCCAUCCAUGGUGGCGCUCACCACGACGAUGCCAAGUUUCUCGGAUCCUCCGGACAGUUUCUACCCACCACAAGAGCUGCCAGGUCCCCGUUUAAGCGCCGCAGAUCCCGCAGCGAGAAGGCAGGAAAGUCCUCACUCUGACGAGCUGCACAGCCGGGACAAGGGCUCUGAUCUGCUUAACUUCUCGGAAACUUUUCAAACAAUAUCAGGUGAGACCAAACUGUACAGCUCAGACGACGAGAAGCUGGACCUAAAAGCAGACACCGUGUGCAGUGACCGAGAGGACAGCUCCGCAGACAGCGAGAACGAAAGUUUCUCGGAUGGGAACAACUGUGGCUCCCUGUCCCAGAAGAGCAAACUAAAAACCGGCUCGCAGGAGGCGCUACCGACCGGCAGCUCAGCGGGGAAAAGCCGCAGGAGACGAACAGCUUUUACUAGCGAGCAGCUGCUCGAACUUGAAAAGGAGUUUCACUGUAAAAAGUACCUUUCUCUGACUGAACGCUCUCAGAUUGCGCACGCACUUAAACUGAGCGAGGUGCAGGUGAAGAUUUGGUUUCAGAACCGCAGGGCCAAGUGGAAACGGAUCAAAGCCGGCAACGUUAACAACCGGUCAGGAGAACCGGUGAGAAAUCCCAAAAUUGUGGUCCCCAUCCCCGUGCACGUCAACAGGUUUGCGGUGAGGAGUCAGCAUCAACAAAUAGAACAAGGGACCAGGCCAUGAACUCAGAUAAAAAUCAAAAAUAUUAAUAAUAAUAAAAAAAAAAAAACACUUACAUUGACUCUAUGUUCCACUGAUUCGUUGAACGCAUGAA
Messenger RNA from Sander lucioperca (pikeperch), 1347 nucleotides. RefSeq names its product gastrulation brain homeobox 1 (gene gbx1). Gene Ontology annotation, molecular function: RNA polymerase II transcription regulatory region sequence-specific DNA binding; DNA-binding transcription factor activity, RNA polymerase II-specific. The coding region runs from base 294 to 1256 and encodes 320 amino acids. The transcript is spliced from 2 exons. NCBI's taxonomy places the organism in Eukaryota, Metazoa, Chordata, Actinopteri, Perciformes, Percidae. Gene Ontology annotation, cellular component: nucleus. The record is from RefSeq and is a predicted model, not a curated record. Gene Ontology annotation, biological process: regulation of transcription by RNA polymerase II; regulation of nervous system development.